Molecule: messenger RNA, 3655 nt
Organism: Cadophora gregata
Lineage: Eukaryota; Fungi; Ascomycota; Leotiomycetes; Helotiales; Ploettnerulaceae
Exons: 2
Coding region: 1708-3522 (604 amino acids)
Biological process (GO): transmembrane transport
Cellular component (GO): membrane
Molecular function (GO): transmembrane transporter activity
Source: RefSeq, a predicted model, not a curated record
CGCUAAUGUUUGAUUGCUGUUUGUUUACAUCACGUGAAUUGGGCAUUAGAUGCAAGAAGCAUCAAUUUCGGGUUGCUUAUCUCGGACAAGCUGCAAUCUCUCUCAUCUGCGUAUCCUAACAUAUGUUGUGGGAGUUGACAUAGCGCUCAUGCACCAGGACAAAGUACAGACUUUUAAGAAGAUUAUCAUGGCCGCCUCCCCUUUGCAAAACUCUUUUACUUCUUCAUUCUAUCGGUAGUGUAUGCACUUAAUCGUCAUAUAUUAUAUCGACUUUUCGUAUUCAGUAACUUAGCCUCACCUACUUCGUCCCUAUGUGUCUUUCGCAAUGUCCCAUGUUGCGAAAGGGACAUUGAACUAUCGUCAAAGUCAAUAUCGCAAACAGCAUAUACAAACCCUAUUUAACCACUCUAUUCAUAACAGGUUCGUUCCCAAGUAAACCCGAAUACUUCUUCGCCGUUGAGCUUGUUGCAUCCUCACAGGACGAUUCGAUCCGCUUUGGAUGCUGAAGUCGCUUGACAUCGCUGAUGUAUAGGUAGACGUAAAACUGUUGGUCGCAAGCCUCCCGACAAGACUUGCGACUUCCGUUGAUUCAAGUAUCAGACGAGAAAAGCAUCCCAGUCUCACCAGCUGGUGAAGUCGGUUGGAAACGUUGACAUUGCGGAUGUAAUCAAUCUUGUUCAAGUCCUGCGGUCAUGUCGGGACUGCCGGAAUCCACGGAUUCCGGGAGUGGGCUGCAAAAGUGCCAAGAUAUGUUCAUGACCUGCCAUGAGCCGACGAUUCGGCUCAGAACCUGCCCGCGGACUCUCUGGCCAAAGGACUCGAUCUCCAGGACUGGUCAUGGAGCCCCGUCGUACAUGACUACAAAGCUUCAAUCGCCCUGCAGAGAUACAUAGGUACGUUCGGGAUAUUAUCGAUCAAGGCCUUGUCAGACUGGAAUGCUCCGUGAAACGCGAAGUCAAAUCGGACGGGACCCUGUUCUGCAGGUGACUGACUGGCCGAGCUGCACUGUUGUGAUCCAGGCACAAACAACAAAGAUGCUGUGCCAGUAUCUGACUACUACCACACCUGCAUCGCAAGACCCCGAGACGUCAAAACGUCAAAGUUAAGCAGAGUGCGCCUGACAGAAUGCACAUUUCCGCUGCUCUCUCUCCAUCCAAUAGUCGCCAAGGCCUGGUCCCCAAGCUCGCCACUCGCGGCAGUACGACCAAAAUAUAUGCUGACCUUCAACAACCAACAGCUAUGGAAGCCGCGAUUAUUUCGCAGUCGCCGAAGUUGAUUCAUUUCUUUAUUGUCUAGCUCAGAAAUUCCACUUUUGCCAUCCCCUUGUCCACAGCUGUUUCCGUUGAGUAAUGAUCUCGCUAGCAAGACUUUUCUCCGGGUCGAGCCCGUUAGACUGGGGGGGUGGGGUAGAGCGGGCGUCAUUCCAGAGACGCCAUCCCAUUCGACUUCAAGAAGUAUAUGUGCUGUGACGCCCUCGUCCAGCAGAGUGACGCCCGCUCUUACAAAUCCAUCACCACGCCUUUUUAUCGACACUGCAUGAUAUGGCACCGUCGUUUCAAAUCCAUUCGUCUUAUUUUCCUCAUUUUUAUACAUUAAGAGGGACUUGCUCAUCCAUUCUCUCUGGAUAACAUCUUCUGUCUUUUCUGUCCAAAGAAGUGCACUCGAGUUAUUGGUAUAAAAUCUACUGAUACUGAGCCGAAAUUCGAAAUGGCUCUUGGCGACGGUCAAAAUACAGCUGUGACUGCAUCUUCUGACGGCCACAAAUUCGAGAUGGCAAACAACACAAACACUUCGUCACCUUAUCAAAAUUUAACAACAGCCGAAACUUUGACUUCAAAUCAUGAUAAUAAUAAUCCCGUCACUUCAAUGCAUGGGGAAGACGUUGCGAAUGCAAGUACUCCCAGGGGUUUCAGACCUCUGGAAAAUGAAAACCGAUAUCGGGGAGGAGAUUCUCCAGCGAUCGAAGAAUCUACUGAAGCCAUGCUCGAGCGCUUAGGACGACAGAGACCGGAGGUGUUUAACUCGAUAUGGGCAGAGAUUGGAUUUGUUUUCUCGAUAUCGAUGUCCCAGGUUCUGACGGAGUACUUUGUGUCUGGCUUUACUGUUAUCCUCCCGACCUUGGUCAAGGAUUUGAAUAUUCCCUCUGCUUCGGCAACAUGGCCGGCAAGUGCCUUUUCCCUGGUGGUUGCGAGCUUCCUCUUGAUUUUCGGCCGCUUGGCCGAUAUGUAUGGAGGCUUUCCAGUUUAUGUCUCCGGAUUCGCGUGGCUAACCCUCUGGUCACUGAUCGCUGGGUUUUCGACCAACGAUAUCAUGAUGAACGUCUGUCGAGCUCUGCAAGGCCUUGGACCUGCUGCGUAUCUUCCCUCAUCAGUGAUGAUCCUCGGUAGUAUCUACCGUCCAGGCCCAAGAAAGAACCUCGUCUUCAGCAUCUACGGAGCUUGUGCCGCACUAGGAUUCUUUGUUGGCAUUUUCUUCGCUGGGGUAACAGCUGAAUAUGCAACAUGGGGAUGGUACUUCUGGAUCGGGACAAUUCUUGGAGCUAUCACAGCAGUCACAUCCUACAUCACGAUUCCAUCUGACAUCGCGGAGAAGCGCAACGCUCCAGUAAAAGUCCGGAUGGACUGGCUCGGAGCAGUACUCAUAGUUUGCGGCCUUAUUCUCUUCACUUUCGCCAUCAUCGACUCCUCGCAUGCACCACAGCAAUGGAAGACUCCAUACAUCUACAUAGUCUUCAUCAUCGGGUCCCUCAUCCUCAUAGUUGGCGCCUACGUUGAGAUGUGUGUAGCAGAGGAACCCCUCCUCCCUGCCUCCCUCUUCAAAGUUCCUUGCAUGUCAGCCCUAGUCAUUGCCCUAUUCUUCACCUACGGCUCCCUUGGUGUCUUCCUCCUUUACGCAACCUUUUACAUGGAGAACAUUAUGGGUGCCUCACCCCUCCAAGUCGUAGCAUGGUACGUCCCCAUGGCUUUAGGAGGCUGCAUAAUCGCCACAUUUGGCGGAUUUAUCAUGCAUCUGCUAUCAGGAACAACACUCAUCAUCAUCUCCGGCACUUCAUGGAUCAUUGCGCCGCUCCUCUUCGCCAUCGCUCCCCAAGGCGCAAACUACUGGGCGUACAUAUUUCCUGCCAUGAUCUGCGCCACUGUCGGGAUAGAUAUAACCUUCAACGUGGCAAACAUUUUCAUCACGACGUCCUUGCCCCGCAAACAACAAGGACUCGCUGGCUCCGUUAUCAUGAUUUUGUUGCAUCUUGGCAUAGCGGUAUGUCUGGGCUUUGCGGAUAUUGUGAAUAGUUAUACAGUGGACAGGUUGGGAUUGCGGGAGAGCUAUCAUGCGGUGUUCUGGUUUGAGGUUGCGUGUGCGGCGACGGCGUUGGUUAUCUUGGUGUGCUUUGUGAAGAUUAGGAAGGCGGAGAGCGAAUUUACGGUGGACGAGAGAGCGGAGUUGGAGGAAAUUGCAAGAGCGAAUGGAGAGGUGGGAGAGGAGAAGAAAGACGUUGACAGACCGCAUACAGCAGCUACUGCCUGACGUUGGUAUUAUAGAUGGAUGGAGUUUUGGGUGGUAUGGCGCUCGUGUUUGGGUAAGAAGCAAUUCCUGUAAUAGAAGAGAGGAAAUCUACGAUAGAGAAGAGAUACCCAAAAUAUAUUGUUCUCCUUCCAAC